AUGGCCCAAGGAAGUGGGAAUGUUAGGGAAGACAUCAUUGUGGAUGGGUCAAGGAAGAUUCCAUCAGCAGAUUACCCUUUACUCCUGGGACUGGUUGACAGGGUGGACCCGUCUUCCCCCCCAUAGGGACGCCUUUGGCAUUUCGGUUUUUGGCUGGAAGAAAUCAAGAAAAGAUGGACUGGAAUAUAAGGCUGCUCCAGAAUGCUGAUGCAAAGAACCACCUGCGAAGUGAAGAAACAUGUUACAAUCAGUUGCUUUCUAAUACACAUGCUUUUCCUCAGACAAAUGCCUAUUCUUCUAACAAUGCGUGCACUUAUGCUGGAAAUAACCAAGUAGUGUAUCAGCCAACUAGCAAUGCUGCCUUCCUUCUUGUAAAUGCUGAACGAUUCAAAACUUCAGAUCGGGUCUUACCAGGAGCAUCUGUCUCAGUUGAUCGACGUCCACUGUGCUGCGUACCAGUAACUCAGAAACCUCCCAGUCCAACAUCACGUAUGUGGGCGGAGAUGACUCAGACUUCUUUGCCAAAGUCUGAUGCCUACUUUUAUUCCCGCAGUGAUUUACCUCCCAUGUCUUCUGAAAGCAAUGCUGGAAAUAAUGUGAGGAAUGUACAUUGGGAAUUUCAGUACGCCAGCACAAGCAGCUAUGCUGUGCAGCCACAAAUACAACCACAUAAUUCUAUGAGAACUCCAAUGUUAUAUCAAAGUCACAUUAAUUCCCAGAAUAAUUCUAUGUCUCUUGGUACAUCUGGGCAACAUGUCCAAAACAAAAUAUAUCAUCCCAACACUCAGUUUAAAGUUUUAAACUCCCUGAAUGAGAAUACUGAACCAAAUGUACAGCUGCUACACUGUCGACCAAGUCAGAUGGGAUCAGAAGCUCCUAGUGGAUGUUCUGCACUACCUUUGUUGCCUGCCAAUUGUGAUUCAAGUGCUGCAGCACAAUCUUCAAUGGGUGUACCACAGGCAGGUCAAAAUGUGCCUAAUGGAUACAGCCGUAGCCAACUGCAGCGCCCAUCAGAUCCAAAAAAUGCUUCUGGUUUUAACAGUGGUCAGCAACACUGUCAGAAACAGCAAUCUGGAGAUGUCAGUCAGUCAGUUAGGAAUAUGUGUAAUUCAAGUGGAAACAUGACAGCAAGUCAGCCUUUUAAUGAAAUGUCUGUGCCAUCCCGUGGCGUUGCCAAAGAACUGUGUAAUGUGCAAGAAAUGGAAACUUUUUGUUCAAUGGCUGCUUCAAAGCCACUGAGUGAUCCUGCUUCAGCUCAAGAAGGCCAGGCUAGUAGUUUAAUGAAUGGGCCUGUUAAUUCUCAGUUGUUUUCAGCAGCAGCACAAGGAAGAACAACUGCAAAGGACAGACUAGAUCAGGAAGCUCAAAAACUUCUCACUAUUAAAAAAAAAUAUGUCCUGCUUGAAAGGAUACAUCGGUAUAAAAGAAGACUCUUAGAAGGUUCAGAACGUGACGAAAGUGUUCCCCCGUUUCCUCCUCCAAGUUAUUAUGCUACUCUUAGUAAUUUUCUUCCACAGAUGCCCAACCAAGAUGUACCACCUUCCCCACCUGAAACAGUGAGGACGGCGUGUCCAAUACUUAACUCUUCUCUUGAAGAAAUAAACGACAAAAAUGCAGCCAGUGCUGACAACAGAGGAUUACAGGUGACUCAAAGUAACCCUGAGGUAGAGCAGAGAAGCCUUUCAUCAAGCUCCACUUCUGUUCCUUCUCAGAGCAAACUCUCAGCCCAGUUAUAUAAUUCUGAGAGCACUCCCAUCUCAAAACAAAGGGACACAUAUGGCUUGGUCUCUUCUCAAAAACCUGUGACAUCUUUGAACAAUGCUUCGUGUUCCAGUCAGGUGGAUAAAUCUGUCAAAACUGCAUCAAAGAAAGUGCCAGCUAACUCCAGGAACUCAUCACUUCUUCAUGUUUUACUGAGCAGCACAGAUGUAUUGACAGAGGAGACAAUUGGUGCUGCUUUUGGUAAAAUACUGACUAGUCCCCCGUGUAGUGAAACAACACAGGUAGAUUCAUCUGUCUCAGAUGGAAGCUUACAAAAAGACACUAAUGUGAAGGUAGAAAGUUUGCAAGGUGAGCAGGUGUCCAAGGUUCACAUGAAUAAUACAGGAGUGAUUCCUGUAUCAGAAACAACCAAAUCUGGUGAAGCUAAAUUGCAGAGUGAUGUAGAUCAGAAAAAAACACCACUUACUGGAAAUGCAUCUUUUAAACAGAGCAAUGAUAGUUGCUCUGUGGAAGAGCUGACUACGUGCCUGGGCUCAUUGAGAAAGCAUCUGUCAGAAUCUGUAAGGGUGCAAAAUAGCCAGUCAAGUGAAAGCCCCACAGCAAAUCAGAUUUCACCUUACAGCCAAAACACAAAAAAUAGAGAACAAAAUAAUGUUCUGGUUAGUACAGAUGAAGCAGCUUUGCCUAUAACAACAGCUUCUGUAGGACAAAAACCUGAUACACUAAGUAGCAAUUUGAUAAAAGGUUUUGAACCCCAGGUUGCAGUUGUUUCACCUUUAGUACUCUCUGAGCAGAGAGCACAGAGUGAGCAGGCCGACAAAUGUCCCACAUCUGCAGGUAAAACCUGUCCAGUGAUUGACUCAGGAACCACAUACAGCUUUCAAGAAAAGGACAAAAAUGGCUUAAAUUUUUCUAGUAAAAUCUUUCAAGUAGAUGUAAGAGACCGUAAAGACAAGCAAGCUGUGUUAAAGGCAGGAAAUAAAUCCAUAGUUGUGUUGGAAGAGCAGAUGUUUUGUAUUUCUAGUGUAUGUACUCUUGUUGAAGGUGAUACGUUUUAUAAUCCACAAAUAGCAAGUAUCUUCAGGUCAGUCCCUGAGACACAAGCAUUAAAUGGUACCUCAUCAGAACAAAAUACAUCUGAUCCAAGGCAAAAGGAACAACAGCUGGACUUGUGUAGGAAUGAGCUAAGCAGUAAUGCUGUCCAGGCAGAGACCUUGCCACAAAAGAUGUUGCAAGAUUCAUCAAGCUGCAUGAGUAGAGCAGUUAAGACUUUGGAUGGUAUCACAACUAGUCUUUUGGAGAAAGAAAGCAGUGGCAGUCCUCUUAAAACAAUUUCUACCUCAAAGAAAAGUAAGUCAUUCAAUGCAUCUUUAAAGCAUCCUGAAAAUGACUUUGAAAUUCUUGCUAGUAUAAACCGGGAGUUAGCUAAAAAUUCAUUGGACUUCUCAAUCAAUGUAGCUGCUGAAAGGAAUGCAAUCAGUGUUCCAAGAGACAACAUUAAAGAAAAUUACAUAUCCAGUAAAAAUAGUACAGUAGAAGAGAUGAACCUUUUUCGACCAAAGCCUGUUAAAUGCCUAAACAAUCAGCUGUCUGAACUAGUGAAAGAGUUUCCAUAUGGCAUUGAAGGUGGUAGUGUGCUGAUGAAGGAACCAGUAAAAAAUGAUUCUGUGGCUGAGCGGAUAAAGAAUCAGCCUCAAAAAGAGAAUCAAAUUUGUGACAAGCAUUCUCAUUUGAAGGACCCAGUAGAUGUAAUGAAAAUUGUAGUGUUGAGCUCUAAUCAAAACCAAGAACUAUUUCCUGAACACAACCUGAAUUCCUCUAGCGAUGGCAAGGGAGUGGCGAGUCAACAGUCAGAAAAAGCUUCAGCUGAGAAGAAGAGCCUUGAAGGCAGUAUUCUGCCUGGUCAGAGUCUAUGUGAGGAGGCAAACAAAACACAAAAAAUUUCCAAGCCCAGGGAAAAAAAAAAAGACUGUUCUGUAAUGAGUUUGCUGUGUGAAGUACCUAAAAUUCCACAAUACCCUUGUAAACCUGAAAUGUGUGUUUCAGAGAAAAAUGAUCAACUUUCAAAAGCGGUAAAUACUAGCUCUGUAAAGGGACAAGAAAAUGACAGCAAAUCUGAUGCUAUAAUAAAAGACAUCUCUGCAGAGGGAAACCUGCCAUUUUCUGAAAAUAUCCCAAACAGUGUUAGCAAAAAUGAAGAUAUUUGCAGAUCCACCUCUGUAAUGAACGAAAAUGUUAGGCUAAAGGUGGAUGAUGAAUGCAAACCACUUACAACACAACAGGAAAAAAUUGGAUCGCUUACUUCCUGUGAAAACCAGGAAGUUGAUAAAUUUAAAAGCAGCAGCUGGAAGGAAGAGCUGCAAAUAGACAGAGAAACCCCAUUGUUAGGCAAUGAAUUGAAUUCUGAUAAAAAAGAACAUAAGACAACUUCAGAAGAGUUGUCAGAGAAAACAGCUGAUUGUAUGGAUGGUGAUAACACAACAAAGUUAUCCGGAAAGAGACUUAUCAAAAUGGAGUCCCUUUCAAAAGAUAAAACUAAAACGCAUUUAGCCAUGAAAUCCAAUCAGGAUGUUCACAAAUUUAUAAAGUCAGAAGCUGUUGAAAUUAAGCAUGAUGAAAUUAAUCAAGGACAAACCAUUAAAACCUCUGAUGAGAACACAGCUGAAGAACAGAACUGUGGGAAACAAAAGCAGGUACUUGGGCAAGAUGUAAGAGUUAACAUCAAAGAAAAUGCCAAGUUAUCAGCAGGAGUAAAACAUAAAAAGCAGAAUAGCUGUCGUGCUGAUGCUAUAAAGCUCCCAAAUUUUGGCACUGUAGACAUAAGCAACGCCAAAUAUUCUCAACAGGAAUCUAUGAAAGUUCUUCCUUCACAGGAGCAGUCACACAAACGGAAGAGGAAGCAAAAUGUGAUUGGGAACAGAAAACCUAAAAAAACAAAGGUGGAAGAAGAAAGACUGAAGCAAUCCAAAGCAGAGAAAUCUGAGCAGCUUUCAUAUAAUCACAUGAUAAAUACUGACAAAGCUAAAAAAUUGAAUGGAGAAAAUGGCAGGAAACCGAAGAGCUCAUUAGCAGAUUGUUCUGUGCUUAAACGACAGAGAAAAAGGGCUCGAUCUUCUACCAUCUCUAAAACCUACUUUUCUACCAAAGAGAGACAUCUCGAUGGUCAAAACAAAGACAAGUGCUGUGAGAAAAUGUUUCCUGAUAAAAACGUGCUAUACUUAAAUAGAAGAAAUAACAGAUUAAAAAUACAUCUUCAAAAGGAACCAAAAAAACACUACCUGAACAGAGUUGCAUUUAGGCGUACAACACAGGAACGCAUAUAUCUGACAAAAUUAGAGACAUCGCCUGUCAGACCCACCUGGCAUCUGAAGCACAAAGUGUCCCAAAACAGUGGUGUGAAAAGAGGUGCUUCUGUCUCAGAAGUUGAGAAGUCAUGCAACCUGGACAUACUAGAAUUUAAGCUGUAUCCAGAGAUACUGUUCAGAAAUCCAACCACUGAUGAAGAAAGAUCAGCUGCAAAGAAUUCCCUGGAAAGAGAGAAAGCCAUUGUGGCAGGUGUCAAGAGUAAAAGAGAAGAUUGGUUAAAAUGUGAUCCAGUGAAGCAAAUAAAGCUGGAAGAGAUUUGUACAGCUGAGGGCAGUAUUCCACUUGAUACAGCUAUGCAGAUCCUGGAUGGAGAUGGCGAGGCUCUCCGCAGCCCAAUCAAAGACUCAAAAGAGAUGUUUCAGACCUACAAGAAGAUGUAUCUGGAAAAAAAGAUGCAGAAGCCUUGAUAGCACUCAUGUAACAUAACAGUCUAUCACUAGGGAAUAAAAAAGGCAAGACUAAAAUGCUUUUUUUCUGUUUACUUUAUAUUUCUGAAUAAUUGUGGGGGAAAAAAAAAAGAGGUGUUGGAAAUUCCCCCCUUAUUUGCCUCAUAUUUGUGAACGAAUGAGAUCUUAUUCUGUAUUUAUUGCACAGAUAUGUUUUAGUGCUGAAAAUGCCAUCGUUAGAUGUCUUGUUUCUUCUUGGCAUGUUUGAUUAUUAUUUUUUUUUACGAUACGGAAUUCAGUCGAAUCUUGACCAAAAAUCCUCAAACGCAUUUACAUUACCAUAGUCUGGGUUUGUUUGUGAUUCUGGAAACCUUUUGUUUGUGGUCUGUUCCUUUGCUGGUAGUGGGAAAAUAUUCCUACAGGAAAGGGAUUGCAGUGGAUUCCCAAGCAUUACACCUCUAUUUCCUACAAAUAUGAUUGUUGUUCUUCUAACAAGGCUUUCUGUUUUUGAGACUUUUGUUUUGUUUAACUGGGCUUAAUAGUUUGAACUAUUAAACAAAUGUAAAUCCCUCAUAUCAAAUAUACAUACUGGGGAUACAGUGAGGUAUAUAUGCUGCUACCCAGUUUCCUUACACUUCUUUUUGUGGAACUUGUGUGAAGUGAACUUCACCUGAACACAUGCUGUAAAUUCAUAGCUGACUUCUCUUGUUUUUCUCUCUCUCUGCUUUCUUUACACUUGAAAGAAAAGUGAAUUGUUAAAGUGCAGGGAGUUUGAAUUCACUCUUGUCCGGACUAUGUUGCUCAGUUUAACCAGACUGUAAAUAAUUUCUUUGCUUCUAAAGUGUUAGAUAACCUUUGAGUACAGAUAAUUUUUGACUAAAGAUAACAUUUGACUACAUGUUAACUGUGACAUAACAGUUAUAUUUGUUGCUGGGUAUCUUUUGUUAAGUGCCUUGUCACUAUUGUUCGGAAUUUUUAGUUGAAUCAUAUUUUUUCAGAAAUUUGCUACUUGAUUCUAUCUGUUAAAACCUUUAUACUGAAAGUGAAAACUCUGUAGAUACUUAGUUGAAUGAUUUUUAUACUUGAAAUAAACUUUUGAAGGCUA
Molecule: messenger RNA, 6579 nt
Organism: Pezoporus occidentalis (night parrot)
Lineage: Eukaryota; Metazoa; Chordata; Aves; Psittaciformes; Psittacidae
Gene: RESF1
Product: retroelement silencing factor 1
Exons: 4
Coding region: 174-5495 (1773 amino acids)
Cellular component (GO): nucleus
Molecular function (GO): histone methyltransferase binding
Source: RefSeq, a predicted model, not a curated record